Messenger RNA from Topomyia yanbarensis, 2697 nucleotides. RefSeq names its product monocyte to macrophage differentiation factor. NCBI's taxonomy places the organism in Eukaryota, Metazoa, Arthropoda, Insecta, Diptera, Culicidae. The transcript has 4 exons. Bases 564 to 1649 code for a protein of 361 amino acids. Gene Ontology annotation, cellular component: membrane. Gene Ontology annotation, molecular function: pore-forming activity. The record is from RefSeq and is a predicted model, not a curated record.
UUGACGUCGUGGUGAUAGUAUGGUUGAUUUGCGCUGGCUUCCUCCUUGUGUUUUCAUUUAAACUAUAUUCAUAUUGUACACACAAUUCUUAAUCAUAAGGAAUAUUUACCAGUGCAUUAGUGUAACAAAAAGCUAAUGGACUUAUAUUAGCUGCAAUCAUACUGCCGGAAGUCUUGUGCAACUCGUAUCGUGCUCAUUCUUGUGUCCUCUAGCAGUGGUGUUCUAGUCCUGAAAAUUGCCAAUUCUGAUCACAAAUCAGAUCCUCUGUUAUCAUCACAAUGCAUUCGUCCAGCAGAUAAAAGCUUUAUUUCCCCGUUCAAUCAAAUGUGCACACAGCGAAGUUAAUGCUACUACAAAGUGUAACGUAAGAUCUUUCGAUGCAAUUGGUCACUCGCUGCACUCUGCCUGCUGCGCUCAUUCGCUGCCGAGAAUAGUGCACAUCGAGCUGGCUUGAUUGAAAAUCAAUUAUUUGAGCGAAGCAGCACUGAGAAAGUUCUGCCGUAAAACAUCACUGAAGAGCCUUAGCGGCGUACAGACUGGCUGAUACACACCGACUCACCGCGAUGCAAGAUGGCAUCAUCGCUCGGCUUGGAACAUCACACACUAGUCCUAACAGCAGUGGAAACUUUCACAACGGAGGAAGCAAAGCCAAUCAGCUCAACUCGUGCCGUAAUUCGACCCCGCCUGCGUCGGGCUCAUCAUCACCAGCAAGGAAAGCAUCGCCAACGUCCCUCUCUCCUUCACAUCACUUCCACGCGCUGGGCUCCACAGGUCCUAACUGCAACGGCGAGUUCAAACUAUGCGGCUACGAUGGCAACGAAGAAUUCGGCGUGGGAGGCGGAAGUACGACCUCCAGCGGUGGAACAUCGCCGGCGGAUAUAUUUGGAAUAUUGGGAUUCUGGCUGAAACUAAGGCAUGAUCUGACUUCCGUUCCCUGGGAACAGCUGCGCGCGGUCCGGAUGAAGAACGCUCGGGCUGCCCCCGGUUGUGCGUACAUUCCUACAGAGGUUGAACACAUCGCCAAUGUCAUAACGCACGGUGCCUGGGUGCUACCGUCGAUGUAUGCCGGAGUCGCUUUACUUUGGCGUAGCGGUAACGCCGCCCAGCUACUGGCAGCCAUCAUCUACGGACUAGCCUUAACGAUGUUGUUUCUUGUGUCUACCGUCUUCCAUUGCGUGUUCUAUUGCAACAGGAACCGACCGCUGAAGGAUGUGCUACACCGGUGCGACAGGGCUAUGAUUUACAUCUUCAUCGCAGGUUCGUACUACCCGUGGCUCAGUCUCGGGCACACGACCCAUCCGGAGAUAGUUUCUGUAAUUAAAUGGUGCGUCUGGGUAUUGGCAAUUCUAGGAAUUAUCUAUCAGCAGAUUUUUCACGAAAGGUACAAAUGCUUGGAGACAUUUUUCUAUAUAGUCAUUGGGCUGGGCCCGUCGAUGGUGAUAGUUUUCUGGGGUCAUGAAUUUACCGGAAUGGCUGAACUGAAGUUUGGUGGACUGCUAUAUAUAGUUGGAAUUAUCUUCUUCAAAUCUGACGGUAUUUUUCCCUUUGCACAUGCGAUUUGGCAUUUAUUUGUGGUUAUAGCUGCCGCAGUUCACUAUUUCGCUAUACUCACUUAUCUUUAUCCGGUUGAGGAGGUUAGUAACACAUAGAGCCAACGAGUCCAUACUCAUAUAAGGAGCGAAAAGUUACGAGUGAUAGUAUUGUUGAUAACCAAAAAUAUUAACAAUAAGGCAAUUGUAAAUGGAUAGGAAAAUUGUAUCAUUUAUGAUAGUUUAAAAUAUCCUUCCAAAAGAUAUUGUGUUCUCUGUUUCAAGAGAAUUAUCAGUUGUGUUCGGUUAUCUGAGUGAAACUAAAUAUCAAGCUUUUUAUUGAUGUGUUCUUUAAAAUUUGUAUCAUCCAUACUAGCGAAACAGUUCACUACCUACGAUUAGUAGAAUAUUAACCUGUUAUGAAACAGGUCCGUUGCCAAAAAUGACCUCUCUUAAUGUUUACUCAUCUACACAACUCGAAUAUUCUUUUUUUUGUUUUAGGAAACGGAAAUGAAAAGUCAGACAAGAAACGAAGUUAUAUUGUGAUAUAGAUUUUUUCUUUAAGGACUUUAGGUUAUAAAUUAGAUUCAAAAUCAGAAAAGAAAAGGAGAUCGUGUAGGAAUUGAACUCAACCAAAUACACGACAUCAAUGAUCAAUUUAAAGACAAAUAAAUACUCAUAUACAUUGAAAGUGACUAAUAUGUCGCUUGUACGAAUAUAUACGUAGAACAAUGCUCUGAAUAUCUGGCAGAGAUCAUUCCCUAGUUUCCACUUAGUGAGUAAAGAAAACACAGAUAGCAUACAAAAAAUAGUACCACCUAUUUCGAAAUUGAUUGUUUCGACCAAAUGCCUACCACACAGUUCUUAGACUGCACCACGUUGCCCUAGUGGCAAAAUAUAUGUAAUGUUCUCAAGAGAUCAAUGUUAGUGUACCGUCAUGUCAUGUUAGGUAUUGCUCGACGAGUUUCCCAGUUGCCAAAUAGGGUGAAAUCUGGCAGUAUGAAAUAAACUGUGGUUAAUAAGAGGCCCACCUUAAAUGAAAAAAGAACACCGAACGUUUUGCUUAGUGUUUUCUCUUAGCUAAAAUAAAUUGUGGAAUUGAACUACAUACUCUGUUUUGAACAAAAUACCAAAUGAGAAUGACAGAAUAAAGCAAGUUAUAUUUCAA